Molecule: messenger RNA, 1977 nt
Organism: Ruditapes philippinarum (Manila clam)
Lineage: Eukaryota; Metazoa; Mollusca; Bivalvia; Venerida; Veneridae
Exons: 5
Coding region: 208-597 (129 amino acids)
Source: RefSeq, a predicted model, not a curated record
CUUAAAUAGCCAAGACAUGGCGUUCGUGUGUCCGAGGAAACACAUAAAUGUGAAGAAACAACUUGGGAUGGUUUCCAAAAAGCGGGAUAUUCCUAUGCAGAAACAAAAGUCAUUGAAAAGAAAUUUACCAAGCCCGUAAAUACCUUUGAACACAUAUUUUGGGACAAUUUUGACAGGAUCGGACGAGGCUUUAGAUUUGACUUGUUUAUGUCUAGUCCAAGCGCAAUGCAUCGUUAUAUGUCGUUCGCCAGUGUCAUUUAUGUCCAGUUUGAAAAUUGGUGGCAAACACUCACUGUCCAUGCCUUCGCUCAGAGUGAAUCGAACGUGCUAAUACACGAAUUUGAUAAACGAGGUGGCUAUUAUAGUGAUGUGCUUAUGGACUUGCCAACUGCAAAAUCAGCAGGAAGCAUCUUAAAAUUGUCAAUCCUUGCACAAGGUGAAUCUCUGAAGGUUAUGUUGGACAACAAAGAAGUCUUCACACGCCGGUUGGAAAUCAUUAACACUAACAGCUUGCAUCAAUUUAGUGUGAAAAUUUACCACAAUCCUUUAGGAAAAACGGAACUCCUGUUUCAUGGUUAUUGUUUAAAAAUCGAGUAAUGUCUGAAAAUAAAGCCGACAAGCACUCCCAUUGGGCGGUGACGAGACUAGCCGAUACAUGUCAGAUAAUUACCGUAUUCUAUCAUAUUUGAAACUCUUAACCACAAUAAAUCAAUUUAUAUGGGAACCAAUGUCAUUGCUUCUGUACCUAUUUUCUUACAAUAACGAACAAACUAGAAAUCAGAUAUAUGUGCGAGGGAUGAAUUCAAUUAAAAUUUGCAAAUUAAGAUAUUCGUAUUAAAACAUUAAAUAUUUACGCAGAUGUGUACAUACGCGGUCAUUAUGGUACUUUUAAUAUGUCACGUGUGUGUCAUUCUAUGAAAAGCGACGUUUGAUCCCUAAGUAAGAGAAUGGAUGUGCCCUAAACGAGAACACAAUAGAUGGAACAUAAAUAAAAAAAUAAAAUGGGCAACAGUGGUUGUGACGCUUGCAUAUCACAGAUAAGACGUCAAAAGACAAUUUAAAAAACAUCAGGCAGAAUAUACUUAGGCUGAAUAUUAAGUAUUUAAGUGGGAAUAGGGAAUAUUGGAACAACCCAACUAGUUAAAACCCUAAAAGAAGAAAUUUUUGUUAAAAUUUAGUUUACUGUUUAGCAUAUUAAAAGAUUUUCUACAUACCUAUACAUUUUAUUCCUUAAUACAUGCGAGUAGCAGCGCAUAAAAGGAUCACUGGUCAUACAAACCGUAUGUUAGUGACAAUAUGGAAGCACCUGACUGCUCUACUUUGGUAGUUUUCAUCUUCCAUUGGCUGAAUGAUGAGCUUCGUUGGUGAAUGUUAUUUUUUUUUAGUUUUUUAUUUCCUUUGUUAAGCAAAAUAUAAUGUAUUACUAACUAACUAAUUGUAAUUUUCUAAUUAAAAAAACAACAAUUUUGUAACAUACGUGAUACGUGGUAGUGUACUGUAUUUGUUUUUACGAAUGUCGCACCAUAGCCGACUUGUCUACGAGUUCUGUUGAAUUACAUGUAUUUCGGAAAUUGAUUUUUAUGUAUAACUGCAUUUUACCUUUACCUAUUUUUGAUGAUCAGAAAUACUGGUAAAUAUCAAAAGUACUGUUAUAUGUUUGUAGAUUACAAAUAGAGAAAAAUUAGACUGAACAUAGAAUCAAUGAUUAUUUUAAAGCCUGUCAAUUUUCUUUCUUAUACUUUGUUUCUGAUAGAUAUAUUUAUUUGUAUCUUAUGUUUUACAUGUACUCUUAGAUAAUGGCUGGGAAACAAGCAUCAACUAAAACCGCCUCUGGCGUUCUUGUGUCGCAUGAUUGUUGAAUUCAUGCACAAUAUAAACGACUGACAAAUGUAUGCAUAAGUUUUUGUAUCUUUUAAUAGUUAAUGACCCUGCUUCAAUAGAAAAACUAUCAGUGUUUUAAACCUUCUUAGAUAUAAC